AUGGAGGGGGUGGAAACUGUCGAUGUCAGUUGGCUCCAUCAUACGCAAAAAGACAACUUGUCUCGGUGCAAGUCGGCCUCAUCUACGGUCAGCGACCGAUCGAACCCCGAACCGGAGUCCUCAGCCGCACCGUCCGUCAAACCGGAGAACCCGGCUUCCAUCGAAAAACACUCCCCGCCACUGAGACGUGAAGACGCCGCGACUCGCCCCGCCGAGCCCAAACAAGAAUCGCAACCCCCAAGCACAUCCGCGGAGAACGAACUAAGAAAUGGCGACCGUGUUGCGGCGGACGGGAAGCCGAACGGAGCAUCCCCAGUCCCUCAACGAAGCGCGCCGAAGCCCAUCGGCAGAAGGAAUUCCUGGAUCUCCAGUCUCAGCUCCAAGUUCUCCUCGGGGUCGACGCCACCGUCGCAAUCUAACAUAAAGGCCCAACCGACGCUCAAAUCCACCUCGCCCGUCUCCAAGCUCGAUUCGCAUAACCCAUUCGGCGCCGCACAUUCCCCCCGGGACAAGGAGGAGGAGAAAAAGGAAGAGGUCAGCAGUCCGGUCGCCUCAACUUCUCCACGUGGCCCGUCUUUCCUGCAAAGCGCGUUUCGGAAGCUGUCGUCUGCGGGCUCUGGGGGUGCGGCCAGGACGGUUGCGAACGGUGCCGUCUGCCAGCGCCGCGUGAUGAAUAUCGAUCAAGGUCGAGACCGAUGCAAGGUGCCGGAUUUGGACCAGGCGAAGUUGCGUCGGGUAGCCUUCUGUGUUGAUGUCGAGAUUGCCGGCGUGGCGUAUCGGGAGUCGUCGGAAGAGGAGAGCCCUCCCGGCAACAGCAGGCGACGGAUUGUCCCUGAUCUGAGCAGCCAAAAGGUGAAACGUUCCAACUCCAAAGGCAAGGAGAAAGACGAAGCAUCUGCCUUGAAGCACCCUCAAGCGGCGGUGGUUGAAAAGGAGAAACGGGGUCAAGAGAAUGUCCCUUCUGGCAAGGGCACAGGAGCGUCGGAGACCCCGUCAACCGAGAGCAAGCCGAACGGUGAAGGAAAAGAGCCUACUCGGAAACAGGAAAAGAAAAAGCGGUCUGAAGAGGAGCGGAGGCAAAGGAGAGAAAGGAGGCGAAGGCUGGCAGAGGCCAAUGGUUCAAUUCCUCUCCAGCUAAACGGAGACGACAACGAAGAGGAACCACGGCCUGCUGCAUCAGGCGUACCUCGCUCGAAAACACAGAGUCAGCCUACAACUGACCCUGUUCGGAUCUAUCGACGAUGUUGUCAGCUGCGGGAGACACCUGUGUUGAAACGCAUUGUAGAUGAGAUCUCCUCUCCGUCCUCGAUUCUAGCAGAAUCCCCAGGCACCGUUGGUGUCCUGGAUCUUACAGAUUUCCCCAUGACCUCUGAAGACAUCGCUACAUUUAGCGACUGGUUGGCUGUUGUACCAGUCCGCAAGCUCAUUAUGGAGAAUUGCGCUUUAACGGACGCGUCAGUCCGAGCCAUUCUCGCCGCACUCCUUUCCACCAAGACUGUGGAACAAAUGCGGCGGAGGCGCAGAAAAGCCAAGAGAUGUGACCCCAAACUAUUGGCAAAAGAAGAGAGAAACAGUGUCAUUGAAAGGCUGUCCUUGAAGAAUAACCCAAAAAUCAGCAAGGAGGGGUGGCGCCAUAUCUCUCUUUUCAUGCACCUGGCAAAGUCAUUGAAAGCUAUUGAUUUGUCGGGUAUUCCGUUCCCCAAAGGGACCAUCUCAACGAACGACCCUUCCGCGCCGGCUAAGCAGCCGGGUACUGCCAGCAAUUCCAUGAUUGACAUCGCAUCGGUCUUUGCCAGUUCGCUCCGCGAGCGAUUUGGGGGCGAUCAUCUUGAGGAGCUGCUGCUCAAUGCGUGCUGCCCCAGUACAGAAGAUGUGAAGAAGAUCUGUGAUGCAGCGGCUACAGUUGGCUUAAGGAGACUGGGAUUUGCCAACAAUGAGCUCACAAGAGAGGGCGUCGAACACGUGGUCCAUUAUCUCCAGUCAGGCAAAUGCGAAGGCCUCGAUCUGGGUGGAAACCCAAUUCGAGAUGACUUGGAUUUAAUCACGUCCAGCAUUGAGAGAGAGCUGCCGCUAUAUGCUCUGAGCUUAGCUGAUUGCUCUCUAACUCCUUCGACCAUCUAUCCUUUACUUCAGGGGCUGUCACAAUUAUUCAAUCUCCGUUUUAUUGAUUUCUCUCACAACCCCGAUCUCUUCUCGUCACAUCCGGAUGCGCUGGCUACUUUCAGGCGAUUCCUACCCAAGAUGCCCUCGUUGAAGCGUAUCCACUUGGCUGACGUGAAUUUAUCUGCCGACCACGCAAUUGCCCUUGCUGAAGUUCUUCCUGAGUGUCCCAUCCUGUGCCAUCUCAAUAUCCUCGAAAAUCCAUCCAUCAAGGCUCUGGCUUCUGCGACUGAUCCUGCGGACCAGGAGGAAGCCUGUGCCGUCUACGCAUCAUUGAUGGCUGCUGUGCGCGUGUCACGCACGAUGAUCGCUGUCGAUAUUGAAAUUCCAAGCUCAGAGAACAACGAAGUUGUCAAAGCUUUAGCAUCCCAAAUUGUGGCGUAUUCCUUGCAGAACCUCGAGCGGAACGCUAUUGAAGCAGAGUUGUCCGAACCGGUUGAUUCGUCGGCCGCACGGGCGACUGUCCCUGUGCCUGAGAUUUUACAGCACAUAGUUGGCAACAACGUUGGCGACGAAAUCUGUGAAGACGAUGAUGAUCCUGCCCCUGACGAAGACUACGUUAUUGGUGGCACUGGUGUUGUCAAAGCCUUGGGCGUGUGUCUCGGCAAUCUGGACCAGGGUAUGCCAGGUGAUGUGUCUGGCCCGCCCAGCGGUACAACAACACCGAGACAUAGGAAGUCCAGGUCCUACGUGACCAAGCGACCCCGCGAUAUGUCGAAGAACCUGUUGGAGUCGGCUCGUAACAUCCGCAUGCGCAUUCAGUCGGCGCUUGUUCGCGAGGAUCGUGCUGGGAAUGAUUCUAAUUACCCUCCUACUUCAGGCCGUCUCCAGUUCCUGGAUAUCACAUUACAGCGGAUGAUCCAGCGGUUCGAGGAUGAAUACCCAGAGACCCGCGUGGCUUUGCCACCUGCGAAGCCUUUCAACCAGGAGACUUCCUCGCAAAACUCAGGAGAUGAUGACGCCCACGGUGCACCUGCUUACGGCACCACUCUGGUGAUGGGCCAGCCUGGUGACGAAAAUGCCAUCGACGACGAAGAGACGGAUCAGUAUGCUCUCCGUCUGUCACGAACCAGUUCGAUAACUUCGCUCCACUCAAGAGCGAUGACCUCGGAAGAAGGCCAUGUACAUCGUCUUGGUCAGAACCUCCGCCGCGAUUUCCUGAAUCCCUCGUUUGACCCUGUGGAUGAUGACGACCCAUCCCUCUCUUUUGACGACUCCCAUGUCACGGCUCUCCGAGAGAAGCUUGAUCGGCUGCAUGAGGAGCAGACACGCUCUCACUUUGAGAGCGUUGGCGCCGACAAGGCGUUUGAGGAGCUGGGCUCCACCGUUGAAGAGCUGUGGGCGACCCAGAGACAGGACAUGGAGGCGUUCGAACGUUUCAGACAGAGCCAGAUUGCUGCCCAGAUUAACAGUGGAAAGAGACCGACUUCUAACUCUGGUAACGAGACUCGGCCGACUGUGCCGGAAGGGCAGUAG
Molecule: messenger RNA, 3636 nt
Organism: Aspergillus terreus NIH2624
Lineage: Eukaryota; Fungi; Ascomycota; Eurotiomycetes; Eurotiales; Aspergillaceae
Product: putative cell wall biogenesis protein Mhp1
Exons: 3
Coding region: 1-3636 (1211 amino acids)
Molecular function (GO): GTPase activator activity
Source: RefSeq, a predicted model, not a curated record